This is a messenger RNA of Didymosphaeria variabile, 1527 nucleotides long. RefSeq lists its product as uncharacterized. Lineage: Eukaryota; Fungi; Ascomycota; Dothideomycetes; Pleosporales; Didymosphaeriaceae. The record is from RefSeq and is a predicted model, not a curated record. The coding region runs from base 1 to 1527 and encodes 508 amino acids. The transcript has a single exon.
AUGGCGCCGACUACUCGUCUCUCCGUCGUCGCAUCCUUACUCUCGUCUACCAUCGCGUUUCCUCUAUCUUCUCGACACCCAAGUUCAUCUAACUCCACCACAUUACCAUCGAACUGCACAGCACCAUCAAUAACCUUCGGUGCUUGUCCUGAGGGAGCUCCUUCACAACUUGAAUGUGCGACAUACUCGGUACCCAUAAUUUGGGACGAACCGGAGGGCACAAAGUUUGACUUGGGCCUCGUCAGGUUACCCGCAAAUGCAAACAGCACUAAAAAGAUUGGUUCGCUCUUCAUCAACCCCGGCGGACCUGGAGGUGCAGCAUCUGACUUCAUUGGUUCGUUGGUCUUGGGCGUGCUUCCCCUUCCGGAUGGCCUGACUGAUUCAUUCGAUCUGAUCGGGUUGGAUCCUCGCGGUGUUGGUUUGAGUAAUCCUGUUCAGUGUGAUCAAGAGAUUUGGGCCGAGCGCGUGUCAUGGUUCCCGAAAACGCAGGCAGAGUAUGACACACUUGUUGACAAGAACAAGAGGUACGGGGAGUCGUGUCGCAAUCAAACUGGACCGCUACUAGAAUACUUGGACACCAUCAGUGUCGCGAAGGACCACGAAGCUGUGCGCAUCGCGCUCGGCAACGAGCCUCUGAACAUGGUUGGCAUAUCUUACGGAUCGCAGCUCGGCGCUCAGUACGCUCAGUUGUUCCCCGACAACAUCCGUACUUUGGUCCUCGACGGCAUGCUGCAGCACUCCCAAUCCGUUGCUUCGAACGUUCUUAUAGAAUCUCUCGGCUACAGUAUUGGUCUCCAACACUUCUUCAAAUGGGCCUCAGAAGAGGAGACUUCUCCUCUGAAGGGUGAAGACGUCGCAGAAAUAUGCGCUGGACUGCUCACUAAUGCCUCCACGACCCCGAUACCCGCGCCUUCUUGCGACGGCACUACCUGCCGCACCGAUGUCAACGCCGAAGAGCUUUUGUUCAACGCACAAGCAGCUCUAGUCUUUAAGGACCCGCGAAUUACUGGAGGCCUCAGUACUUGGGGUGACCUCGCCUCCGCCAUCUAUAACGCUACCAAAGGUGACGCUUCUGCGUUCUCUACGCGCUUCGACGACGCCUCUACGGCUGCAUCAACUGCCAUCUACUGCCUUGACCUCAAUCACGAUCCGUCCGUAUAUGACUUCAACUACAUUCAAGCGAAGCAGCACAUGUUCGAUACAUUUCAGCCUCUGAGCCAAGGCGCUGGCCAGUCUACCUCUCUCCUGCACAGCUGUAUCGGUUGGCCGUUUGCGACGCGGAACCCGCCUAAGAAGCUUGAUGUAAACACCAAGACAACGAUCUUGUCGGUCAACAGCGACGCCGAUCCAAGCACGGCUUAUCCUUGGGCAAUUGGCAUGUUGGAAGAGAUUCGCAAUAAGGUAUUCAUUACUAGACAUGGCGAUGGCCACACAAGCUUCCCUAUAGGCGGGGAGACGGCGGCCGCGAUUGCCCAGUAUUUGAUCACCGGCGAGGCGCCUGACAAUGGGCUGGUACUGAAUUCCUAA